AAAAAUUCCCCUUUGCAUGCCCUGAACAUGAAUUUAGAGCUAUUAGAUCCAUGGGAACAGGAAUACCCUCAGGUCAUUGAAGACACAUUGGAAGAUGGAUACGUACUUAAUUGUCGCUUCAAUCGCAAGGGCACGCUCUUGGCAGCUGGCUGCCUUGAUGGCCGAUGCGUGAUAUGGGAUUUUGACACAAAAGGCGUCUCUAGGAAUCUGCAUGGCCACGUCAAACAAGUUGCUAGCAUAAGCUGGUCUCGUAAUGGAAAGUACUUGCUCUCGGCGUCAAAAGACUGGACAUGUAUAUUGUGGGAUUUGGUCACCGGCAAGAAGAAGCAGAAAAUUCGGUUUGAUACUCAACUCAUGAUGGCACAAAUGCACCCCACCGAUAAUUUGAAGUUUGUAGCUGCACUCUCCCAGGAAUCACCAGUCAUCGUGGACAUGAAUGAUGGUACGGUACGAAAAUACGAGCUGCCAACCGAAUUACCUUCGGAUGAAGAUGCCUCAGACAAAGAUAAAGACCAACAAGUAGCAGAGAAACCAAGGUCCUAUACCACAGCAAUUAGUUGGAACAAAUCUGGAGAUCGAAUAUAUGCUGGAACAUCAAAAGGAUUCUUGAAUGUCAUUGAUACUCAGACUCGAAAGUUAAUCUAUAGCGUGAGGAUCACAAAUACUUCCAUCAAAGGAUUGCAAGUCAGCCGGAAGGGAAGGGAUAUCGUUGUUAACGCUAACGAUCGUAUCAUCCGUGUUUAUACCAUUAAUGAGGAGACAGGCAUACCAAAACUACAAAACAAGUUCCAAGAUCUAGUGAAUCGAAUACAGUGGAAUCAAGUCUGCUUCAGCCCUGAUGGAGAAUUUAUUAUUGGAGGUUCGGCUCACAAGGCAGAACAUAAUAUAUAUAUUUGGGAUAAAAAUAUGGGCAAUCUGGUGAAGAUUUUAGAAGGUCCAAAAGAACCCUUAGAUGACUUGACGUGGCACCCGAUUCGUCCCGUCAUAGCGUCUGUAAGCACCUAUGGAAACAUACAUAUUUGGGCCACAAGCCGCGACGAAAACUGGAGUGCAUUUGCUCCGGAUUUUAUUGAAUUGGAGGAAAAUUUGGAUUACGAAGAGAAAGAGGAUGAAUUUGACGUUGUCCCAGAAGAAGAGGUUUCCAAGAGGAAGCAAGGAGAUGAGGAUAUCAAGGUCGAUGUCGCCACAUUUGAAGGCAUCAGCGCCUUUGUGGAUUCGGAAGAUGAUGGAGAACAAGAUGAAAUAUAUCACCUACCAACCAUCCACAACAAUGAUAGCGAUGAUGCCGUGGAUGAUUCAGGGAGAAAGAAGCGAAAACAAAAGAGAAAGCGAGAAAAGAUCUUGGCGGCAGCCACCACCAAUACGCCUCCUAUCGCUAAACCCGAGGAGGUCAAGGAAGAAUUUGUCGAAAUAGCUGAAGACAUGGCUGUUGACAAAAAGCCAAAGAUUUGGUAGAUAGAUAGAUAUUUUCCCAUUACUUUGUACAUAAAACCUUGUUCAACCAAUAUGAUA
Molecule: messenger RNA, 1512 nt
Organism: Umbelopsis ramanniana AG
Lineage: Eukaryota; Fungi; Mucoromycota; Umbelopsidomycetes; Umbelopsidales; Umbelopsidaceae
Exons: 10
Coding region: 28-1455 (475 amino acids)
Cellular component (GO): Set1C/COMPASS complex
Molecular function (GO): protein binding
Source: RefSeq, a predicted model, not a curated record